This is a messenger RNA of Arabidopsis lyrata subsp. lyrata, 1045 nucleotides long. Its product is annotated as GRF1-interacting factor 1. The transcript is spliced from 5 exons. Gene Ontology annotation, molecular function: transcription coactivator activity. Gene Ontology annotation, cellular component: nucleus. The coding region runs from base 186 to 815 and encodes 209 amino acids. Gene Ontology annotation, biological process: leaf development; positive regulation of transcription by RNA polymerase II; cell population proliferation. NCBI's taxonomy places the organism in Eukaryota, Viridiplantae, Streptophyta, Magnoliopsida, Brassicales, Brassicaceae. The record is from RefSeq and is a predicted model, not a curated record.
UUUUAACGCAAAACAACUUUUGUGGAAGAGAGAAAGCGAGAUAACACAACGCAGAGAUACACAUCUUCAAUAGUUAAGAGUUUUCUAUAUACAGAAGCAAAGAAAAGAGAGAGAGAGAGAGACAGAUACAAAAGUUAAUAUCUCUCCUUCUCUCUCACUUGGUUUUAUAUAAAAUAGCAAAAGAAAUGCAACAGCACCUGAUGCAGAUGCAGCCCAUGAUGGCUGGUUACUACCCCAGCAAUGUUACCUCUGAUCAUAUCCAACAGUACUUGGACGAGAACAAAUCGUUGAUUCUGAAGAUUGUUGAGUCUCAAAACUCGGGAAAGCUUAGCGAGUGCGCCGAGAAUCAGGCAAGACUUCAACGCAACCUAAUGUACUUAGCUGCAAUAGCAGAUUCUCAGCCUCAGCCUCCAAGUGUGCAUAGCCAGUAUGGAUCUGCUGGUGGUGGGAUGAUUCAAGGAGAAGGAGGGUCACACUAUUUGCAGCAGCAACAAGCGACUCAGCAGCAACAGAUGACUCAGCAGUCUCUAAUGGCGGCUCGAUCCUCAAUGUUGUAUGCUCAGCAGCAGCAGCAACAGCCUUACGCAACGCUUCAGCAUCAGCAAUUGCACCAUAGCCAGCUUGGAAUGAGCUCGAGCAGCGGAGGAGGAGGAAGCAGUGGUCUCCAUAUCCUUCAAGGAGAGGCUGGUGGGUUUCAUGAUUUUGGCCGUGGGAAGCCCGAAAUGGGAAGUGGUGGUGGCGGUGAAGGCAGAGGAGGAAGUUCAGGGGAUGGUGGCGAAACCCUUUACUUGAAAUCAUCAGAUGAUGGGAAUUAAAAGAGUGUGGCACAAGGAAUCUUAAUGAUGAAGCAGCAGCAGAAGUAGUAGUAGUAAUAAUAGGAGUCUUGAAGUUAGUGUGUUUUUGUUUAGUUGCUUGUUGAAGAAGCAAAGAACUCUUUAUUUACUUUCUUAGUUUUUGUUAUUCUCUCUAUGUUUGUUCCCUAAAAAGUGAACCUCUUUCGUGGUAAUGUACCAUGUAAAUCUGCUGGCUCCAAGUUGUGUCUUAA